Messenger RNA from Lecanosticta acicola, 1245 nucleotides. The record is from the annotation of a GenBank genome assembly. NCBI's taxonomy places the organism in Eukaryota, Fungi, Ascomycota, Dothideomycetes, Mycosphaerellales, Mycosphaerellaceae.
AUGUCCCAAAAGCAACACAUCCUCAUCUCCGGCGCCGGAAUCGCAGGCCCUACAAUAGCCCACUUCCUCUCCCAAACGCCUCACAGCAGUUUCCACAUCACCAUCAUCGAACGAGCCCCGGCGCCACGACCAGGAGGUCAGAGCGUAGAUGUCCGCGGCCACGGGCUAACCGUCGUCCAACGCAUGGGCCUCGAAGACACCAUCCGUUCCCGGGCUACCAACGAGAAAGGGCUGAGAUUUGUAGAUUCGAACGACACCGUCAAGGCGGAAUUCCCCGUCGGUGAGGGGGAGGGGUUCACGGGGGAUAUUGAAAUUCUGAGGGGCGAUUUGGCGGGUGUUCUCUACGAUCGAACGAGAGGGAUAGGUGAGAUUGAGUAUGUUUUCGGGGAGAGGGUGAGCCAUCUCGUGGAGGGGAAUGACGGAAUCCAUGUGGAAUUUGAAAAUGGUUUACCGGGCAUGAGAGUCGACGCGGUGAUUGCGGCGGAUGGAUGGGCGAGUCGAACGAGGAAACUUGCUUUCGGGGCGAACGUCUCGAAAGACGCGGUGAAGGAUCUGGGGCAGUGGGCUGCGUGGUUUACGAUUCCUCGGAGUGAGACGGAUUCCCGUUGGGCGAGAUGGUAUAAUGCGCCGGGCAAGCGGAUGAUGCUCCUCCGACCGGACAACGAGAGUGUUUCCCGGACGUCGUUGUGGAUCAUGCCUCCCCAAGACGACAAGACCAUGGAUCAUAUGGCCAAAGCUAGUACUCCAGACCAAAAGGCUCACUGGAGUCAGCUCUUCAAAGACGCAGGUUGGGAAGCGCAGAGGGUCUUACGGGGAUUGCAAGCAGCGGACGAUUUCUACAUGCAAAAGAUCGCCCAGGUGAAAAUGCCCCGCUGGUCUUCGGGGCGAGUCGCUCUAGCUGGCGACGCAGGCUACUGUCCCUCUCCCAUCUCCGGCAUGGGCACCACCGUCGCGCUCGUAGGUGCGUACGUCCUCGCGGGAGAAAUCGCUAAUCAUCCAAACGACUUGGCGAGGGCGUUCGAGGCAUACGAAACUCGUAUGAGAGCUUUUGUUGCCACGGCACAGAAAUUGGCACCCGGUGCACCGAGCAUGGCGAAUCCGCAGACGCAAUGGGGGAUCUGGAUUCUGUAUCUGUUCUUGGGGCUUGUGGCUUGGACGGGUAUUAUGGAGAAGAUGGGUGCUUCUUUUAGUCCGCCUGCGAAGGCGAUGGAGUUGCCGGAGUAUGAGUUUGGGAAGAAGAGAUGA